GAAGUAAUUCAUUUUCUUCUCAGAUGCCCCUGUAAAUGUCCGUCCUAAUGUCUUUGAGAAGAUCCUGCAGCCCGGACCCAGCAGUAAGAAAUCCAAGACGUUCCAGUUAGAGCUCCACUACCGGGCCACACAGGAGUCCAACAAGUUCUCAGUCAUCCUUAAUAACAUGAAGGUCAUGUGUAUCUUUGAUUGGAUUCUGUCCGUCCGCGAUUUCAUCAUGGAGAGUCCUGAGGAUCCCUUCAUUAUGGAGAAAGAGUCCGUUGCUGAAGAUGUAGUGAUGAGUUCACCUGAGGUCAGCAGACAGACGUCUAGAGAUUCCACUAAAACUACGAGUCCUCUGACCGUGUCUAGUGGUAUAAUGACAAAGAGAGGGCCUAUUGUAGAGGAGGUGGAGGUGCCCUUUGAGUUGAAGCUGAAUGUGUCAGACACACAGUUCAUUGUCGUGGAAGACAGCUCUACCUGGGACACUAAUGCUGUCAUUCUUAAAAGCACAGCAAUACUGAAUUUCCGCCCCAAAGCCAAGGACAAAAUUCUGACGUGCACUCUUCAGUCUUUGGAGGUAUUUUCCUGCUCUUUGACAGCAGAAGAGGAGACGGCUCAGUCCAUCAUAGAUCCACUAACUAUCCACAUCGAUCUCAAUGCUAAUCCACUUCCCAAACAUAAACUGUCAUCAUCCGCUGGAUUACUGGAGGCCUCUCAGGUCCACCAAAAUAACCUUGUCCUCGAGAUUACAUUUAAUGUUAUGAACAUUCGACUGUCCUACAUUGACAUGAAAAUGUUCCUGGCGAUAUUGAACUCCAUCCCAGAGCAGGCACUGAAAGCAACACAGCAUGACAAGCCAACAGAUAAAGCCUACCCUGCUGACAAGAUAAGCAGUCUCUAUGAUAUGGGCUUCAGUAUGGAGGAUUGUAAGAAAGCUCUAGAUCUGAAGAAGAUGAAUUUGAUGGAGGCGGCAGUCUGGCUGACUGAGAACGCUGUACCAGAGGAGAGGGGCCAGUCACAAGAGGGGGGACUUCAUAUCACGGGGAUGGAGAUAAAGUCAUCCUCUGUGUGUGUUUGCCUGAUAGACGAUUGUGGGGACUCCGAUGUGCCACUGGCAGAAAUUUCCUUCAACAGCAUUCAGUUCUCCCAGCAGUUUCUCCCAAGACAAGAGGGGAGUGGAUCUUUUAUUUUGAUGGGUGACUACUACAACAGGAAACUGUCGGGAUGGGAGCCAUUUUUGGAACAGUGGAAAUGUCGAUGUGAAUGGAAACAAUACUAUCAAAAUAUGGAGAAGAAAACAGCCAUUCAAAUUAAUGCACAAGAAGUAUUGAAUCUGAACAUUACCAGUACACUGCUGGAGCUGUACAACCAGACUAAAGUGACAUGGUCAGAGGACUACUAUAAACAAAUUGUCCCAGCAAAUUCCCAGAACCAUCCCCACCAGGCGAGCCGUACUGCUGUGAGCUGUCAAAGGAGAAGAGUUCCAUUUGUUCCCUUUAUGUUGUCCAAUGAAACGGGCUGUACUCUCUGGUUUACCACGGUGACCACCACACCAAGGUCAGGCAGAAGAAAAGGUACCAAAGAUGACCACUAUAUAAAGGCUUCAGAGUGGAGAAAAGUGGAGUCGGGAGAAAAAAUGCCUUUCUUCUUCCACAACAAAGAGAAAAAUCGCCAUGAGAAAACUCAUGAGUUGAGCAUCAAUCAGCUGGUUGUGAAGGUGGAUGGGUGGUUGAAGCUGUCCAAUGUGUCGGUGGAUCGUGUGGGGGUGUACUUCAGACACGCUGAACCUGAUGUCUCACAGGCCAAAGGAUUAGCUGGGUUAACAUACAGUUCUAAACAUGACCCAUCCAUCCAGAAGCCAGCAAGAAUUGUGUUUGAUGUCAAACAGGAAGGAAAAGCUCGUAAAUUGAUAACGGUCAGAUCAGCCCUGAUUGUUCGCAAUGAACUGGACUCCAGCAUUGACCUUAAGAUGGCCACACAUUCAGGCUUGGAAGGUAAAUUUAAUAUCAUGGAAAUCCCAGCCAAUGGAACCUUACCACUUCCACUACCAUAUGUGUCUUCCAUGCUAUAUGUCAGGCCAUCUGAUUGGCCGGUAAAGUAUUGCAAUCAACCAAUCCAAUGGCAGCAUGUUGGUUUGGCAGGGGAAGUCAAGGAGAGAAUAAUGAAAUGUGACUCUUCUGAAGGAAAUGGAGUUUAUAGAUUCUGUGUGUCGGUCAAGCGGGAGAACUACCCUGAGCAGUUACUGACCGAGGACUCGAGUUUGAUUCUACCAGGACACACUGUAUCCAUACGUCCCCCUGUGAUCAUUCGUAACCUGCUGCCCAUAGAGCUGAGGUACUACAUCAAAGACACACAGAUCUGUGGGACAGUGAAGACAGGAGAGAAGGCCUACCUACAUGCUGCAGACCCCCAGCAGGCUAUGGAGCUGGGACUGAAUCUGGAGAACUUCCCUGCCUGUAAAGAGUUGGUGGUUCCCCCCGUCACCACCGGCCCCCAGUACCACAAGGUUAAGAUUCGUCUGUACGACACCAAGAAACGAUUGCUGGAGUUACUCAUCAAAAUCAUCUUCAGGAAGGGAGGGUCCGUCUCUAUCCAUGUGACGGCCCCUUACUGGUUGGUCAACAAGUCGGGGCUCCCCCUGGUGUUCAGACAGGACUUCUCCCAGCAGGAUGCUGCCGGACAGUACGAGGAACAUGAACUGGCCCGCUCUGUCACCCCGCUACUGUUCUGUUACGCCGAGAAGGACCUUCCCAAUCUAUGUACAAUGAGAGUAGGAAAGUCAGUGCAGGGUCCAGACAGUGUACCUGUGUGGUGUAAGCGGUUCUCCUUGGAGAGUGGUACUGGCAUGAGAAGACUGAAUGUGGUUCCCAAGACUGGCAACCGCCCAGACUGGGUAUACAACAUUGGUAUAGGGGUUCACCAAGGGAAGGGACUCUACGCUGACACAAACAUUGUGACAUUUGCCCCCUUGUAUGAAAUUGACAACCAAUCCAGUCACAGAUUAGCGAUCGCUCAGAGACAUCUUGCCCAGUCUGAGACAAUGAAGUUAGACACCUGUUUGAUUGCCCUUCCACAAUGUAAGCUUCCAUUUCAUUGGCCAAGACUUGACCUUGACCAGUUGUUAUGUGUAAAUCUAUUGGAUGUUGGAUCUUCCUCCUGGUCAGGUGGAUUCAGAAUUGACAAAACAGAUUCUUUCCACAUUAAUAUAAGGGAUGAUCAGAAUGUGAGUCAUCUACUGAAGGUAGAGAUUGUGAUGGAGGGACCCACCUAUUUCAUCGUGUUUGGGGACGCAGGGGAAGUCCCCCCUCCCAUUAGAAUCGACAACUGGGCUGAAAUUCCUGUGGAAUAUUUCCAAAGUGACACAACAGAACAGAAGCUGAAAGCUUUUGUUCAGCCUCGGGUACAAUUACCUUAUGCCUGGGAUGAGCCAAUGUUGAGUCACUCAAUAACACUGAGAGUUAAGGGAGGAACUAGUGCCACCUACAAUAUGGACAAACUGGAGGAAGGGAAGCAACUCUGUUAUCCCAACUUUAUUUACCUCAGAGCAUCAGCUACCUUUCCAAGAAGGUCGACACAGGAUAGUCCUCACACAGAACUGGUUUUAGAAGUUGUUCAAGAUCAGUACAUCAAAUUUUGUAAAAAGGAGAUUGGUAAUCGUAACCAGUUAUGGAGAAUGACCAGCGGGGGUAUGUUAGAGCAUGAGGGGUCGAUAUCUCCCCGAGACCCCCACAAUCGGUCCUCCUACCCCUCAGGGAAGAGUAUGGUACUGGACAUAGAUGACAUUGCCCCCAGACCGGGCAGGAUUGUCCCCCUCACCCUCAGAAAACGAGACGAGCGCAGGAAAGCCACACAGACCUGGAAGUUCACUGAGGAUGGUCGAUUGUGCUGUGUUGAUGGUGCUAUGUGUGUACAGACACUGGGAGGGGGGGAGUGUCUGAGGGACUCGGCUGUAGCUGUUGUGGGGCCUGGUCCCCCCUCAGGGAGGAGUGUCCCCGCCCACAUGAAGAUUGACAGACAGAGGCUCCUCCCAGGGUCCGGCUGUCUGGCUGUCAGGACCGUCAUGGAUGGACCAAUCAGAGUGCUGCAAAUCACUGAUGUUUCUCAAGGAUCUGUUGCUGAAGUAACAAAGAACUACCAAGACUGGGUCGUUUGUGAAGAAGAUAAGGUGGCUGAGAUAGAAAAUAAAUCAACAGAGAAGAAAUCAAGCUUAGAGAUUUGUAUGAGUCUGAAGGAUGGAUUGGGUUUAUCCCUGGUAAAUUACAGCCCUGAGGAGCUGGUCUAUAUCUCACUUCAAAACAUUUCCCUGGACUACAUCUCUAACCCUAAUUACAUGACUGUGGAUGUAGCAGUAGCCAAUGUACAGGUGGAUAAUCAGCUGUUCACAGCCACCAGACCUGUUCUGUUGUACAUCACACCUACCCCUAGAAGAGACAUCCCAGAAAAUACUCCAGCUCUCCAUGUGGUGGCCCAGAAAAUUCCCAACUCAAAGUGGAAUGCCGAGAUUUAUAAACACUUGAUUGUAAACAUGAAGAAACUGAGCAUUCAGGUUGAGGAGGAACUGUUAUGGAAGCUGUUACAGUUUUGUGGAUUUGGGUCAACUGACCACCUGGAUGAGAAAGUCACAGAGGGAGAGGAUCCCAGAAAAGCACUUGCAGCGGCCACUUCAGUGAAGACCAAGAGAUAUUACUUUGGACUCCUGAAAAUCCACACGAGUCGUGUCAAUCUGAGCAUGCUCACUGCCUCUAAACUGUCAGCUGACCUGAAGGCUCUGAAGAGAGACAUGUCUCUACCACUCGUCAGAUUUGAAGAUGCCAAAGUGGAUCUAGAUCCUUUCAUCAAAAGUCACCUGUUUGAAACCAUUGUCUUCCUUCAGAAAGAGAUAAGAUUCCACUACACUGAGGAGCUGAAGAGUCAGGCAGCCAAGAUCCUGGGUUCUGUGGACUUUCUGGGGAAUCCACUGGGUCUGUUUAAUGAUGUCACAGAGGGAAUUUCUGGUCUGAUCAAUGAUGGCAAUGUGGGGGGUCUUCUGAAAAACGUCACACACGGAGUGUCAAACUCUGCUGCCAAGGUUGUAGGUUCACUGUCUGAUGGACUUGGAACACUGAACAUGGACAAGAAUUACCAGGACAGACGGGAGCAGUUGAGGACCGGUGCCCAGUCCAGCGGGGGGCAUAUACUGGCCGGGGUCAAAGGUUUUGGUAAUGGACUGUUUGGCGCUGUGACCAGUAUAUUUACUCAGCCCUAUGAUGGCUUCAAGGAAGAUGGUAUUGAGGGCCUUGUGACAGGGAUAGGGAAGGGAGUGAUUGGUACGGUGACUAAGCCUGUAGUGGGAGUACUCGACCUUGCCUCAGGAGCAGCUAAUGCUAUCAGGGACACCAGCAGUAGCAGCUCUCGUAUCAGUCCCCCGCCCCUCCGACUCCCACGGUGCUGUCACGGGGCGGGGAUGCUGCUGCCUCCUUAUUCUCAAAAUGAUGCAAAGUCACAGAAACUACUGCAUGAUCUCAACAAGAAGAACCUGGAGGAAUUUUUCAUAGCUGUAGAACAGCUGAGGAGAGAAGACAGACUGAUGUCUCUGAUCACCUCUAAACAGGUGUACUUCUUACUGGGGGGUGAGGCUGACUCUGGGAACAUCAUUCUCAAGGUCCCCCACAAAGAGCUGUUCCAGUGUCUGGUGGUGGAAAUCAAGGGCAGAUAUUACCUGGAGCUUGUGAGGGUACAAACAUCAGAUUCUGAUCAACAGAGGGUCCCCCAGAUAAGAUGUGACAAACAGACCGUGGCUGAAAGGGUGAGUCAACAGAUCAACUACGCCCAUAAUUUGUAUGAAGAACAACAACACACUCUGACGUCUACAGAGGCUGAAGAUACAUAGUGGAUAAAUAGAGAUACAUAGUGGAUGAAUAAAGCCAUCAGGAACAAAUGUUAAUAAAUAGAGCCAUCAGGAACAAACAUGUCAUAUGUGGUUUACUUUAUCAUACGUGAAUAACUUUAUAACUUGAUGAUAGAAACUUUGAAAAACUCUGCAUAAUGAACAAUUUUCCUCAUACACAUUUCCAGGAAUGUAUUUUGAUUAUACAAUUAUUUAUUGUAAUUGUAACUUGAUAUUAAAGAUAUGAUUGCAAGACUUAGUUUAAGAGAUUGUUAUAAUUAAUGCAUUUAUCUGUCAGUAAAUGAAACAUUCAACAGCUGGUUAAUCAUAAUGUUGUGCUUCAAUUCUAAUGAUAAACAAGUGUUCUGAAUGUAUUAAAUAAUCAGAUUUGAUUAUAAACACAUGAUAAGAUUUGCAUGUGUAUGAUUAUGAUUUUAUUGAAGCUCUUUCUUUUUAAUAUAGACAUGGAUCUAUAUGGCUUAGAGUUUUUGUUUGUUAUUUUGCCAUUUGUUGAUUAUUAAAGCAUAUAAUGUUCAU
Messenger RNA from Saccostrea cuccullata (small rock oyster), 6385 nucleotides. RefSeq names its product intermembrane lipid transfer protein VPS13D-like. The transcript has 39 exons. The record is from RefSeq and is a predicted model, not a curated record. Gene Ontology annotation, molecular function: protein binding. Lineage: Eukaryota; Metazoa; Mollusca; Bivalvia; Ostreida; Ostreidae. Gene Ontology annotation, biological process: protein retention in Golgi apparatus; mitochondrion organization; protein targeting to vacuole. Gene Ontology annotation, cellular component: extrinsic component of membrane. The coding region runs from base 167 to 5851 and encodes 1894 amino acids.